CGACCUGUUUCCUGUCGGCCAUCAUGGUCGUCACGUGACACGGUGUGUGCUGACUGGCCAGGUACACGCCAACAUGGCGGCCAACCGGGGUGACGACGGUACAGUUGGGAUUUGUUCUGACCGAGGUAACUGUGACGUCAUUCUCUAGACCAAACGACAAAAUCUCGGAUGUGACAAUGAAGAGGAGAAACACGGUUGGGAUAAUUGUGAUAUUUUUUCUCACAGCUCUCAAUGUCUGGAUGGCCAGGUACGUGGCCAAGCCGAUCAACGAGCGGAAGUUGUUGGACACAAGGUCAAGGUCAAGGUCCAAGCUGAUGGAUAUUUUAGUGGUGGCAGUGGAUGAUAUCCACCCAAUCCAACAUUUAGAGGAGGCGAAAAAGAUGGAAGAUGGCAUGAAAGAGACACAGGGACCUAACCCUAACCCACGGGCAAGACAAGCUGAGGGUUCUGAUGUCAUCAACUCGAAACUCAGCACAGGGGGGACAACUCUAGACGAACUUCCGGUUGAUGAGCUAGAGCAGAUUAAACAACGAUUGCAAGUUCUUAAACAAACACUACAUGAGAACUUGUCUCAAAAACAACACACUAUGGGUUCGAACCCUAACCUACAGAAUAGUAACCCAGCGUCUAACUUUGACCACCACCUUGAUAACAUCGGUACAAACCGUGUCAUUAAUAACGUACCUAGUGACGUGUUACAUAAACUUUACAAAACUGAUCACCGCCAGUUAAAUCCGAAUCCUAAUGUUGCCAGGUUUAACAAUGACGUACACGUUCCUUCAGGUAAUCUACAAAUCCCUGACCCAAACCAUAAUCAAUACGAGCCUCGUUUUGGGCUAAUCUUGUCUGACAACCUGCCAGCCAAGCCGGCAACAACCCGACAACCCCUGAUCCCCAGGUUCAGAUAUCUAGGCCAACCAGCAGACGCCAACAGUUUUGUAGCCCCAGGCUACCAGAAAGAGAGAUCAGGUUUGAGCAGAUCGAAGCUGCCUUCAUCCCACACUGGGCAGGUCGAGAACCAGAUGAUCGAAAACGUCGCCAAAGAAAACCUCGCCCACGGCAGAACAGACGAGGUCAAGCUCUUUGACCGGCUACUCAAGCACGUCAACUCUGGUCAAUAUUCGGGAUUAAGUAUUCAGUGACGUCACUUGUUUCAUGACCAAAUAUAUCCCUUCUGUUGAAACAGCUGAGAGAGUUCAGUGAUAUACAUGUAUAAAUAUGUCCCUAACCUGAUGUGAAAUAUAUAUGUACAUAUGGUUUAACUUGAUUAUCACGUGACGUUAUUAGCCAGUCAAGAUCGCGUGACUAAAUGUUUACUAUGUAAGAUUUCAGUGUUGACAUGUGACAUAUACAUGACAAUAAAUAAUGACAUUUGACAUAUGCAUGACAUAAGUGUUGACAUUUGAUAUAUGCAUGACAUAAGUGUUGACAUUUGAUAUAUGCAUGACAUAAGUUGUGACAUUUGACAUAUGCAUACAUAAGUGUUGAUAUUUGAUAUAUACAUUAUAGAAUUGUUGGCAUUUAACAAAUAUAUGGCAUGAUUGUUGACAUUUGACAAAUGCAUGAGAUACGUGUUGGCAUCUGACAUCUACAUGAUAUAAGUGUUGGCAUUUGACAUCAUAUGAGUGCUGACGUUAAACAUCUACAUGGCAUACGUUUUGACAAGUGACAUUCCAUGACUUUGGUGUAACCACUGUACAUCUAAUGAUAUUAGUGUUGACAAUAAAAUCAUCUAAACAUAAAGUUAACACUACUGCUGUUAGUGUAUUCACUGUGUUGAUGAUUUAUUCAGAUAAGGCUAUUGUAUGCACAAUAUAAUGCUAGGUAAUGAUGGUAAUAAGCCAAUACGUCAAGUGAAAAAUCUAAGAGAUAAAUAUCUAAAUCUAUCAACGAUUGUAAAUUAAUUAUUUGAAGAAUUUUUCUCCAAGUUUAAAUGUUGUACAAAGAUUUUACAACAAAAUAGUUCUAAGAGAUCUACCCUAAUAAAAUGAUGAAUUUAGUUAGAAGGUUGAUAAUGAUGGGUUAAGUUUAAAAUGGUAAAGUCAAAAAUUGACUGAAGAGUCACAGAAUGAUGACAGUGAAGUAAGUUUAACUGAUGCCUAGAGUGCCAGAUUUUUCUAGCAUUAAAACAUCCAGCAAAGGGUGACAUAAAAUUUAGUUUUUGAGUUUGGUAGUGAAAUGUAUGGAGACUCGGCAAUAAAAUUUUUGUAAAAAGCGAAUGUUUAAAUUUAUUUUGCUUGUUGCUUUAUUAAAUUUGUUUUACUACCUAAUUUUUUUUUAUUCUUGAAAAAAUAGUUAUGAGUCGUGUUUAUUAUACGUCUUGUCAAGUUAUCACGUCGAUUGUACAUUGUCCUAUUGCUGACUCAGCGUCAACUUGACAAGUGUUUACAGAAGACAUUUGUAAUUACAAAACCCUGUGUUAA
Molecule: messenger RNA, 2423 nt
Organism: Physella acuta
Lineage: Eukaryota; Metazoa; Mollusca; Gastropoda; Physidae
Source: RefSeq, a predicted model, not a curated record